AUGGUCUCUGAAGACUUUUUGGUAUAUUUAGAAAAUAUGCCAACGAAACCCCUUGUUCCAGGCUGCAACAUCAACCAGACGGACUCCGGUAGAAGGACAGCCCUACACUAUGCCGUGGAGGUCGGGGCCGUGGAGGUGGUGGCGGCGCUACUGGAGGCAGGGGCGGAGGCGGACGUGAGGGAGAAAGCGCGAGGGAGGACGCCCUUGCAUCUCGCUACCGUCACGAACUCCUUGGAAAUUCUCAAGCUUUUGCUCAAACCGUUGCUGGAGGACCCAUGGCAUGCUCGAAGUGUACUGAAGGUUGCAGAUAAGAUUUCCUCCGUGCUGGAUUCUUUUAUCCACAUCUAA
Penaeus indicus is the source of this 348-nucleotide messenger RNA. RefSeq names its product ankyrin repeat domain-containing protein 39-like. The transcript is spliced from 4 exons. Bases 1 to 348 code for a protein of 115 amino acids. Lineage: Eukaryota; Metazoa; Arthropoda; Malacostraca; Decapoda; Penaeidae. The record is from RefSeq and is a predicted model, not a curated record. Gene Ontology annotation, molecular function: protein binding.